This is a messenger RNA of Drosophila kikkawai, 1703 nucleotides long. Its product is annotated as fatty-acid amide hydrolase 2-B. The record is from RefSeq and is a predicted model, not a curated record. Lineage: Eukaryota; Metazoa; Arthropoda; Insecta; Diptera; Drosophilidae. Gene Ontology annotation, cellular component: endomembrane system.
UUUCAUUUUCUUGCCUGAAUUCGUCGCGAUCGGUUCUUCUGGCUCUUGCAAUGGAAAUAUUCCUACGCCUUCUCGAUAUCUUCGUAAGGGCGAUUGCUUCGAUCGUCUGUCCACUUUUGGACAAGUAUGUUUAUCCUCCAAAAGCAGAGAGGACCCUCAUACCACCGAUCCGAAACUGCCUGCUCACCCUCAGCGUCCAGGAGCUACGCAGUCGCUUGCGAUCGCGACAGUUGACUUCUGUGGUGUUGGUGGGCGCCUAUAUCGAACGUAUCGAGUCUGUUAAUGCGCACUUGAAUGCGAUUGUGGAAUCUCGAUUUUCGGCUGCUCUCGAGGAAGCCGCCAAAGCCGAUGACCUCAUAGCCAGUUGCGAGUCUCCAGCAGAUGUGGAGAAGCUCUUUGAAGAACGUCCCUUACUGGGACUACCCGUCACAGUCAAGGAAUCCUGCGCCCUCGGCGGCAUGACCUUUGCCGUGGGUAGCUUGUCCCGCAAGGAGGUCAAGGCCCAGGCGGAUGGAGAGCCAGUAAAGCGUCUUCGAUCCGCUGGAGCUAUUCCCCUACUGAUCUCAGCCACGCCAGAGUAUUGCUUUAGUAUUGAAACUGAUACCUUGCUGAAUGGCCGCUGCCUGAAUCCUUACGAUUUUGAACGGACGCCAGGCGGAAGUUCUGGAGGAGAGGGAUCUCUAAACGGAGCUGGAGCCUCGCUUUUUGGCAUCGGCUCGGAUAUUGGUGGUUCAAUUCGCAUUCCCAGCUUGUAUUGUGGUGUCUUCGGGCACAAGCCUAGCGGAGGAGUUGUAUCCACAAAGGGCCACUUUCCCAACUCGACGGACUCGAAUAUCGAGCACUACUUGGUGGAGGGACCCAUAACCCGAUUCGCUGAAGAUCUGAAUGAUUUACUCAAAGUAAUGGCUGGCAAAGAUAAAUCAGCCAAGUUGCGCUUAGACAAGCCUGUUCAAUUGAAUCAAAUCAAGGUCCAUUAUGCACUGGGAUUUGAAGGUGUCAACGGUCUGAUGCACCAGCCAGUGGAUGAGGAUAUCAGAAAUGCCAUUUGCAGGGCCACAACCCAUUUGAGUACACUCGGCUUGGAGGUGAAGCGAGCCAAGUUAUCAAAUCUAAAGAAUUCCAUGGAAGUGGCUCUUUCUAGUAUCGCUAAACAGGAUGGCAUGGAUUAUCUCCUGGAAGCUGAGUGUUCGGCAGAAAGUUCGGGCUUAGUGCGCAAGAUUCUGUGGGAGAUUUUGAAAAGUCUAGGAGGUAAAUCGAUCUAUACUACCAACGCCCUGAUCUUCGAACUCAUGCGACAGACGAAUGCCUUUAUGUCAAGAUCAAGGGUCAAUAAAUAUCUGGAGGAAGGGCACUACCUGAUUGGCGAGUUUCGAGAUCUUCUCGGGGAUAACGGAGUGUUGCUCUUUCCCACCUUAAACUUACCUGCUCCAAGGCACAAGUGGUCCAUAUUUUCACUCUGGGGCGUCGACUAUACACUGAUCUUCAACGUACUUGGACUGCCCGUCACUCAUGUGCCAAUUGGUCUGAAUGAGCGGGGACUCCCCAUAGGAUUUUCCGUGGUUGCGGCACCAAAUCAGGAUCGAUUGUGCCUUCGAAUGGCCGUGGAGUUGGAGAGAGCAUUUGGGGGAUGGAAGCCACCCACUCCGCACGAUAUUGACAAUUAAGAAAAGUCAUUGAAAACGGGAUAAUCUGAAAGACUCAGG